Panonychus citri (citrus red mite) is the source of this 1656-nucleotide messenger RNA. RefSeq names its product serine/threonine-protein phosphatase 6 regulatory ankyrin repeat subunit C-like. The record is from RefSeq and is a predicted model, not a curated record. Bases 428 to 1414 code for a protein of 328 amino acids. NCBI's taxonomy places the organism in Eukaryota, Metazoa, Arthropoda, Arachnida, Trombidiformes, Tetranychidae. The transcript has 3 exons. Gene Ontology annotation, molecular function: protein binding.
UCUGAAUCAAUGAAACAAUUUGGGAAAAAAGUUCACCUUGCUUACGAUAUAAUCUUAUUUGUCUUUAUAUUUAUAACCACGUUCAUCGUAUAAACGAAUUAAAAAUUAAACAACAAUCUUUAUUCAGGUCAAGUUCUAACACUAUUAAUUUAGUUUCGCAUUCGCAACAAUUAUUAUCAUUAACGAUUUUACAGUUUUCACUAAUUUUCAUUUUCUGUUCCUCGUUUACAAUACUACAAUCAACAAGAUCACAAAUUCGAAGCUUAUUAUCAUUAUUAUUAUUAAUAUGUUUGUAUUCAAAUGUGAAAAGGUUUGCUUAUUAAUUAUUAUUUAAAUUUACGCCAGUUUAGUGUAACUGUGAUUAACUUUUAAUUCGGAUCAAUUAUUGAGGAUUAACGGUAAAUGUGAAUUGUUAUAUGUUUUACAAAUGUGCUUGAAUCUUCAAUGUAAUUCAUCAAUGAUUAGCUACUUUAAUUCAACGACAAUUACCUUUGAAUUUGUGGUUAAAUAUCUGGUCGAAUUACUUUCCUGGAUUAAUUUAAGUGACACCGAAUUAGAGGAAAUAGUUAAACAUGCAAUUAGCAAAAACGAUUUAGAUCAACUUGUAUCAACAUUAUGGAAAGUUGGACCCAAAAGAAGAUCUCAGAUAACUUCACUAAUCCUUCAAGCAUGUGGAUCACUUAAUCGAACCGAAAUGAUUAAUUAUCUUCUUGAUCAACAAUUAAUUAAUCCUCAUAUAUGGAAAGAUCGAUAUGAAUGGUCACCAUUACAUAAGGCUGUUUAUAAACGCGAUCUCCAAUUAGUUAAACUGCUAAUCUCUCGAGGUGUUGAUAUUUAUUGUCGAGAGAUUAACGGUAAUACACCUCUUCAUAUCGCCAUUCAAAGUGUCCGUAAUCCUCCGAGUGGACUUAAUGAUGACCAUUCAAAGAACCAAUUAAUUGAGAUAAUUACCCUUUUAUUGGAAACUGAUAACAAUUUAAAGCAACAAUCAACUGGUCCAGAUGAGCGUUUGGUUAAUUUGAACAACAAUUUCGGUAAAUCAGCUUUACAUUAUUGUGUUGAUUUGGAUCCAUCGCCGUUAACAAUUCAAUUGAUCUACAUGCUAAUCAAUGGCGGAGCAAAUGUUGACCUUAUCGAUUCCAAAGGACGAACUCCUUUUUUUCACCUUGCUACUGAACAUAAACGAUCACUGGUUCGAUCUGAUAAUUUACCGUUAUCUCCAUUCAUCGCUAUACUUACAGAUUCUCAUUGUGAUCAACUUAAUUAUAACCAAAUUAACGGUAAAAUGUCCUCAUUGAAAAAUCUUUGUCGUCAAUUGAUUCAAAAUCAUUUCCAAUCAAAUAAUUUCAAUUGUUUAAAAGGUUUACUACCAAAUGAAUUAAUCAAUUAUCUUAAUCGAUUACUGGUUAAAUAAUAAUUCUUGAUGAAGAAAAAAAAACAAUCACAAUAAAGACAAUCAAUCAAAUCCACCGAAUCAAUUUCUAUUGUUAAUUGUUAUUAAUAUUAUCAAGCUAAAGAAAAAUAAACAAUUUAAUUCAUGAUAAGAUUUAACCAUAAAUAAUUAAGAUUUAAUGAGAAUUGUAAAAUCAGUUAAUCAAUCAUUGUUUCUAGCUCAUAGUUAAUUGUUAGUUAAUUGUCUGAAAGACUUGGGUGAAA